This is a messenger RNA of Thamnophis sirtalis, 2768 nucleotides long. It is a transcript of the gene BCHE, whose product is annotated as butyrylcholinesterase. Lineage: Eukaryota; Metazoa; Chordata; Lepidosauria; Squamata; Natricidae. The record is from RefSeq and is a predicted model, not a curated record. Gene Ontology annotation, molecular function: acetylcholinesterase activity. Gene Ontology annotation, biological process: acetylcholine catabolic process; choline metabolic process. Gene Ontology annotation, cellular component: plasma membrane.
CACUUGGUAAACGGGGUCUUGAGGAUCAGCCUUACAGCAAUACAGAUGAAUUCAUGAUGCAUACCAAUGGGAUGUGGAGCCACACAAAAAUUAUCAUGUGGUUUCUUCUGUUCUGUAUGUUUGUCAAGAUGGUGUUCCCUGCUGGAGAUGACACCAUCAUUGCUACUAAGAAUGGAAUGGUCAAAGGUAUUAAUUUACCUGUGCUUGGUGGAACAGUUACUGCAUUUCUUGGGAUUCCUUUUGCAACACCACCUAUUGGUAGGCUACGUUUCAAAAAGCCAGAAUCUCGAGAAGAAUGGAAAGGAACUUGGGAUGCAACCAAGUUUGCCAACUCUUGCUUUCAACUCCUAGAUAAUACUUUCCCUGGCUUUGAAGGAUCAGAGAUGUGGAAUCCAAACACAAAACUUAGUGAAGACUGCCUUUAUCUCAAUGUAUGGGUUCCUUCCCCCAAGCCUAAAAAUGCAUCAGUCAUGGUAUGGAUUUUUGGAGGUGGCUUUCACAGUGGAACAUCUUCACUCUCUGUUUAUGAUGGCAAGUUUCUAGCUCGUGUGGAAAGAGUCAUUGUCGUAUCAAUGAAUUAUAGAGUAGGGCCUUUUGGAUUCUUGGCUUUGCCAGGAAAUGAAGGCGCCCCAGGAAAUGUAGGUUUGUUUGAUCAAAGGCUGGCACUUCAAUGGAUCCAUGACAACAUAGGAAACUUUGGAGGUAAUUCUAAAAGUGUGACCUUGUUUGGAGAAAGUGCUGGAGCAGGAUCUGUUAGCUUCCAUCUUCUUUCUCCUCAAAGCUAUCCUCUCUUCACGAGGGCGAUCAUGCAAAGUGGAUCUGGGAAUGCUCCUUGGGGUGUAAUUCUACCAUCUGAAGCAAGAAAAAGAACUCUAGCUCUAGCUGAACUCCUCCACUGUACUGGCAAUGAAACUGAGAUCAUAUUCUGUUUUCAAAACAAGGAACCCCAAGAGCUAUUGGAGAAAGGAGAAGCUUCAACAAUAUACACCGGUCUUAUACAUUUGCAGUUUUGUCCCGUAGUUGAUGGUGACUUUCUUGCUGAUAUACCAGAAAUAUUGCUGAAAAAUGGACACUUUAAACAAACACAGAUCUUGAUGGGAGUAAACAAAGAUGAAGGUACUACUAUGCUUGUGUAUGGUGCUCCUGGCUUCAGCAAAGAUAACGACAGCAUUAUCAAUGAAACAGAAUUCCAGGCAAGUUUGAAAGUUGCUUUUCCACAAUUAAAUGAAAUGGGAUUGGAAUCUAUUGCUUUUCACUACACAGACUGGGAAGAUGAGAAGAAUAUUUUCAAUUAUCGUGAGGCCAUGGAUGAUAUUAUUGGGGAUUACUAUUUCACAUGUCCUUCAAUAGAGUUCAUAAAACAGUUUGCUUUGGCAGGGAACAAUGUUUUUUUUUACUACUUUGAGCACCGAUCUUCAAAACUUGCUUGGCCAGAAUGGAUGGGAGUUCCACAUGGUUAUGAAAUUGAGUUCGUAUUUGGAUUACCUCUAGAGCGAAGAGUUAAUUAUACUAAAGCAGAGGAAGCACUGAGCAGAUCUAUACUGAAGUAUUGGGCAAAUUUUGCAAAAACUGGAACACCCAAUGGAAAUCAGAUUAAUGGAACAAGAUGGCCAGUGUUCACAACCACUGAACAAACCUACUUAGCAUUAGGCACAAAUGCUGCAAAGAUUCAAACAAAAUUGCGGGCUCAGACAUGCCGAUUCUGGAACAUCCUUUUUCCUAAAGUCCGGGAUAUGAAAGAAAAUAUUGAUGAAGCAGAACGAGAGUGGAAAGCAGGAUUCCUUCGCUGGAACAAUUACAUGAUGGACUGGAAAAAUCAAUUUAAUGAUUACACUAGUAAGAGGCAAAGCUGCACAGGUCUCUAAUUAAAAGUUUCAGCCUUUCUGGAAUGCUUGUACUGUCAAAGAUCAAGGCAAACAUGGAGAUAGUUAAUGUAGCAUAUCUAGCAAUAAGACAUAUUAGGCAGGCUCAGUGACCCAUUACAAAUAUACCAUUCUUCCAGGCCCAUUUCUAUUUAUAUCAAUAACUGUUAUGAAAGCACUUCCACCUUUUGAAGCAUCAGGAAAUGUAAAAUAGGCUUAAAGCAAUUAAAGCCAGAAGAUGAUUGAUGUUGAUAUAAUGGCCCCAGUCCAAUAGUAAAUUAUAUGCUCUCUUUAAAAAAUCAAGUUGGUUGUGCUAGCUAUGAGCGGUGAUAUUGUUACAUAUUGGAAUAUGCAACUCACUUAAAAAGAAGCUUCAAGGGCUAAACCUUCUUUGGCCAUUUGGCAAAUGGAAUUUUGUACCUUCCAGGAAUGUGCAUACUAGUGCAUUCCUCUCCUACACCUAUACUGAAAUAUCUGAAAAUAGCUUUGACUGAACACGGUAAGAAUGUGGUCAAGCCACUGGCCUCAGAGUACAGUGGACACUGAAACCAGGUAUAAUCACUUUACAAACUUUUGCUUCAAUCCAGAAAGAUAAGUAUAGGAAGGGGAAUAUGAUCCAUUGGUCCACCAUAAUCAGCCUUUCCAAAUGCUUGCAAAAAAAAGAGAGCUUUAUUUGACAGUUUCCACAACCUUUUCGUUUGCCCAAGAUGACUGUCAAUAAUGGAAGCUGACACCAGAAACAUAUAAAAAUCAGGUUCCGUAUCCCUAGACUUUAGAUCUAAAUUGAAAGGUGCAGCUGAAUGAGCACCUCACUUAUGUUGUAAUAUAAUCAUGCAACUAUAAGAGCCAAGGUGGCGCAGUGGUUAAAAGCAGUACUGCAGGCUACUGCUAGAUCAGCAGGUCAGC